This is a messenger RNA of Etheostoma cragini (Arkansas darter), 1401 nucleotides long. Its product is annotated as caspase-1-A-like. NCBI's taxonomy places the organism in Eukaryota, Metazoa, Chordata, Actinopteri, Perciformes, Percidae. Gene Ontology annotation, biological process: proteolysis; regulation of apoptotic process. The transcript has 8 exons. The record is from RefSeq and is a predicted model, not a curated record. Bases 16 to 1221 code for a protein of 401 amino acids. Gene Ontology annotation, molecular function: cysteine-type endopeptidase activity.
CUAAAGUAAUAUGUAAUGUUCCAACCUCUGUUGACGUCAGAAUUUUUUUGUUUCAUUUUCCCUCUUCUAGCCGAGCUUGCCAGGGUGAGGCGGAACUUUGUGGAAAAGGUGGACAAAGUAGUAAUUAAGCAGCUCCUGGACGACCUUUUAGGUGAUGGUGUCUUGAGUGAUGGCCAGAAAGAUGCGAUACUUGAAGAAAACAAUAGUACAGCAGACAAGGCACGCUGUCUCAUUGACAUAAUAAAGAAGAAAGGAGAUGUAGCCAGCUUGAAGAUGAUUGCUCACCUUUACGCAAGAGAUUCAACACUUCACUCUGAACUGGGUCUGUCCUGCGGUCCACCAGCGCAGCCUGCUGCAGACCAACAGAUGAAUAUAGUCUGGUCCACGACGCUCAUUCCUACCACCGAGGCAUUCUGGAUGGAGAAAGUGAAGGAUGGAAAAACUUACCCUGCAGACAAAAAUUCCAUUAGGAAUCGUGUGGCCCUGCUAAUCACUAAUAUAAAGUUUAAGGGACUAAGUGACAGGAAUGGAGCUGACAAAGACGAGGAGAACAUGGAGAAACUGCUCAAGGCUCUGGGAUACCAGGUGGUAAAAUACACAAACCUCACAGGAAAGAAAAUUGAUGAUGCUGUAAGGGACUUCUCUGAACAUCCAAAACUCAAAGAGACAGACAGUGUGGUGGUGGUUAUCAUGUCUCAUGGGAAACUGGGAAAGGUCCUCGGUUGUGACCAUGAUGAUGAGAACCCAGAUGAGUUCCCCAUCAACAACAUUUACAAACACUUGGACUCAGAGAAUUGUCCAGCGCUGCUGAACAAACCAAAGAUCAUCUUCAUCCAGGCCUGCAGAGGAGAGAAUAAAGGAUCAGUGCUCCUUAGUGACGGUGCAGGGGUCCGUGAUGAUGCGUCACAGCCAGGUCCGCCCCUGUGUGCUGACAACAAAAACAUUGAGGACGAUAAUUCGAGAUGUGUACACAAAGAAAAAGACUUCACUUGUCUUCUUUCCUCCACCCCCGAUACAAUAUCAUUCAGACACAGAGUUGAUGGGUCUUUUCUCAUCCAGUAUAUUGUUGAUGUAUUCAACACCUUCGCCUGUAAGGAACACAUUCACGAUCUUUUCCUAAAAGUCACGCACCGCUUUGAAGAGCAUUUCAUUGAAGGCCAGAUGCCGAACAUGGACAGAGUCUCUCUAACAAAGCACUUCUACUUCUUUCCAGGCCUCUAAGGGCAGGAUUCACUGUUGUUUAACACAGAUUUGUAGCCACAUUUUAUAUUAUCUUGCAAUGUUUUUUGAAGUUAGCUACUUGGUAAAUUGAUCAAACUUUUGGAUCAAUCACUGAAUGGGCCUGCCGGGCGAGGGCCAGUGACCCAAGUGACAGAAAAAAUAUGCCAAUAGACACAAAUU